Molecule: messenger RNA, 4128 nt
Organism: Scomber japonicus (chub mackerel)
Lineage: Eukaryota; Metazoa; Chordata; Actinopteri; Scombriformes; Scombridae
Gene: dyrk3
Product: dual specificity tyrosine phosphorylation regulated kinase 3
Exons: 6
Coding region: 755-2557 (600 amino acids)
Biological process (GO): positive regulation of cell cycle G2/M phase transition; peptidyl-threonine phosphorylation; peptidyl-serine phosphorylation
Cellular component (GO): nucleus
Molecular function (GO): protein serine/threonine kinase activity; protein serine/threonine/tyrosine kinase activity; ATP binding
Source: RefSeq, a predicted model, not a curated record
CCUUAGCAACAACACACAGCAGCAGCGUCGAAUAAGAUACUCCUACCGCAGAGAGGACGGAUUAAACACCGCCGCUUAAUUGCACCGACUACAGGUGAAGGCUUUUAUACGAAAGGGAUGCCUCGGUUGUUUUUGCAGUUCAACAUGGGGCGCGACUUCAGCUAGCGAGCAGCCCCAAGCUGUCCCAAAAAGGAGGGCAAAUCCGGGGGGUUCACCGAGUGGUAGCAUCGCUGUUCGCUAACCGGGAAUAAGCACGGGAAUGGUACUCUGGAUCGACUCACUGUACCGACAGAGAGAGGCGAGGGGCACACGGGUCACACCACCUAGCUGUAAUAUCUGGACUCAAACUAUUUUUAAGAGAGGGAGCAUCUCUCCGGCGGACGAGUGUUUUGUGGCUGUGCGAGCUAGCUGACUGGCUAGCUGAGGGAAAUCGACCCCCAUCCGCCCGCCUGCAGCCAAGGCUAAUGUUAGCCAGCACACUGAAGACACAACUGUGUGGUUUUAAUAAAAUAAAGGAGAAAUUACAGUCAAAGUCUAGAAGAAAGCUAGCUGACCCCAAAAGGAGGAAAAUAACCAGCUAGCUUGUUAGAAACCCCAACUCCGGGGUACUUUAGAAAACACUAACAACAAAGUUUUAAAUGCUAUUAGCUACGCUGGCUACGUGACUAUACUUUGAAUCUUUGUUUCACUUGUUUUUUUUAACUUUUGGAUUUUUUCCCACUUCGGAUGCUGGCAUCACAUUUUAAUUGCAAUCAUGAUGAUAAUAAGCAGAAAACCAGAGGGCCCAAUAGCAACAGCACGCCAUGGUGACGGCCUGUAUGACUCGUACAUGAGGACGGAUCACAUCCUUAAAGACGAGGCAGAUACAAACAGUCCUUCUGGGCUGCCCCCCAUGCCCAAACACACAGUUGUCAGUAACAAGAGCGUAAUGAGGGAUCAGGUAACUGUGCGAGGUGGCCAGCUGAAGGUCAAGUACCUGUAUGAAGACUCCACCAACAAUCGAAAGAUAAAUGCCAUAACUACAGCAACCACUCAGAACAGUGGGACCACUGGUCAGACACCCAGUAGACCUGCCCCAAUCUCCAGCUUGUCCAAGGAGCACAGUGUAGACAGCACUGAAUCCAGUAAGGGCUCCAGUGAAUCCAGUGGCUCACAUGGUGUUGGGAAUAGUGGGAAGUCGUGUGGCCCUCUCACUCCUGACCAGGCUCUGAGACUGUAUCGAUCUCAACUGACCACCCUGGAGCAAACAGAGAUCCACUCCUACCCAGACGUCUACUUUGUGGGACCCAAUGCCAAGAAGAGACCAGCAGUUGCUGGAGGCAACAACAAUUGUGGCUAUGAUGAUGAGCAGGGCGGCUACAUCCACGUGCCACAUGACCACCUGGCUUACCGCUAUGAGUUUCUCAAGAUUAUUGGUAAAGGUAGCUUCGGUCAGGUGGCCAAGGUAUACGACCACAAACUGCAGCAGCACCUGGCUCUGAAAAUGGUUCGCAAUGAGAAGCGCUUCCACCGUCAGGCACAGGAGGAGAUCCGCAUCCUGGAGCACCUGCGCAAGCAGGAUCGCAACGGCACCAUGAAUGUUGUGCACAUGCUAGAAAAUUUCACCUUCCGCAACCAUAUCUGCAUGACCUUUGAGCUGCUGAGCAUGAACCUGUAUGAGCUUAUAAAGCGCAACAAGUUUCAGGGUUUCAGCCUGCCUCUGGUCAGGAAGUUUGCUCACUCCAUUCUGCAGUGCCUGGAGGCCCUGAGCAGGCACAGAAUCAUCCACUGUGACCUCAAGCCUGAAAACAUCCUGCUCAAACAGCAGGGACGCAGCGGCAUCAAGGUGAUUGACUUUGGCUCCAGCUGCUUUGAACACCAGCGGGUGUACACCUACAUCCAGUCCCGUUUCUAUCGAGCUCCAGAGGUCAUCCUUGGCUCACGCUACGGCCUUCCUAUAGAUAUGUGGAGCUUUGGCUGCAUACUGGCUGAACUGCUCACUGGCUACCCCCUGUUCCCCGGAGAGGAUGAGGGUGACCAGCUGGCCUGUGUCAUGGAGCUGCUGGGCAUGCCUCCACAGAAGGUUCUAGAGCAAGCCAAAAGGGCAAAGAACUUCAUCAACUCCAAGGGCCACCCGCGCUACUGUGGAGCCAACACCCUGCCCACGGGUGCCACUGUGCUGACGGGGUCUCGCUCCCGCCGUGGCAAGAUGAGAGGCCCUCCAAGUAGCAAGGAGUGGAGUGCUGCACUCAAGGGCUGUGAGGACCCCACCUUUACUGACUUCAUAAAGAAGUGUUUAGACUGGGACCCCUCGUCUCGUUUAACCCCCAGCCAGGCCCUCAGGCACCCUUGGCUGUAUCGCCGGCUGCCCAAACCCCUACCUGGGAGCGAGAAGAGCCAAGGGGCUACAGUGAAACGGCUCCCCGAGCACCACAGCACCUCUUUCCCCUCUAUCUUGGCCAAAGGAGGGCCUGGCUUAAGCACCACAGCAGCCAACAACAAACUGCGGAGCAACAUGAUGGGAGAUUCAGGGGAGGCCAUACCACUUCGCACAGUCCUACCCAAACUUGUCUCUUAGAGAGAGAAAGAGAGAGAGAGAGAGAGUCCCUUUAAUCUCCUCUCUUCCUCCACUUCUUCCUCCUCUGCACUCCUCAGGAGGAGUCAGAGUGCAGGAGAAAGUGGACCUAGGUUUUAAAACUUGUUUGGUUGUUCUUUUAUUUGUUUUCUACUGAGAGGUGUCGACACCCCAGUUCCUGGUUUUUAAUAUUAGCCGAACAGAAAGAGAGAGACAAUAAAAGAAAAACUCUAUAAAGUUUUUAUACAGAGGAUUUCCUUGAGCGGCUGUGGAAUUUCUGUUUGCAGCCAUUGAUAAGGUUUGAUUUAGAUAAUGCUUUAAAAAAAAAAAACCUUGUGUGAGUGGACAGCUUCGUAAAUGAGCAAAUGUUUUUAACCCGUGUGUGUUCUCACGUGAGUGUUUUGUUUUAGUAAAAGACACUCAAGCACACCUGCACUGUCACUUGUCUUUCUUAACACUCAGAGGACACCACCCUUUCUGGGGAAGUGUUUUUACGAGUGAAACUUGAAAAGGGCUACAGAGAUUACUCUUAUCAGGUUAGCAAGUAAAGAUUUGUUCAGCCAACAUCGUUUAAUAGAGGGAAAAAAAAGAAUCAUGCUCUAGUGUUUGGGCCCUGCACACACUGACACAGUUGACAAAAAUGCCUUCAAACAGGUACUGAGGGAUUGGCAUUAUGCAGCGAAUAAUUAGGAGAACAUGUGUUUAGCAAUAAGUGUUCACCUCCUCAUUUUUUUUCUAAUACUGUUCUUCUUUUCUACCUUUCUUGAUCCCUGGUGCUUGCAUGUCAGCUCAAUAUGUGACAUUAGUAUGUGUGUGUGCUUUAGCUUUGUGGUGCUACUGUGGGAGACAUCAAGAGGAUAUAGGACAGCCCCCUUCUCCAAACUCCCUGCCUGAGUGAAAAGAGGGGGGUGGGAAGGACAGUAGCUCCACUUAACUCUGUCACCAAGGUGUCAUGGCCACACUCGAUACGGUACUUCACAAAAUGGUUUGUGUGAGACUAUAUAUAAUUGGCAAUUGACUGCUGCAAUUUUUUGCAGUGGUGCAUUAAUCUUAAUGUGGAAGAGUAGUGCAAGGUGAGAGAGAUCAUGGGAUAAUAUGAAAGGCUGUAUGUUCAGUAUGAGCAGAGAUCUUUUUUUUUCUCUGGGGGAGGUUUAGAGGAGUCUACAGGAUGGGCCAGUGAAAAGAAAAGGUUUUUAAGGUACUGAAGAAAGAAGAAGAAGUGUUUCUCAGGGAGACAUACUUGAUACAUCCCUUACUCUUAUAUACGCUCUGUUCCUCUUGCAGUCCUGUGUCCUGACUAUGGAUGAACAUGCAUGCAGUUGUGUCCAUUAAGAGCGAGAGAAUGCAUACACGAGUGCAUCUGUGAAGGGGGUCUGCAUGCUCCACAAUCUGACCUAGAUUCUCCCCCCUCCCCACACACACACACACCACCCCUUUCUCGUUUUCUCACUCUAGUCUCAUGUAGGGAAGGGAAUCUCUUUAACUCACACAUACACUAUAUAUUCAAUUAUGGUGCUGUCCGGACGCAAGCGCACACACACACACACACACACACACACACAAAUAAAUAAACA